Messenger RNA from Ichthyophthirius multifiliis, 3636 nucleotides. Its product is annotated as intraflagellar transport protein, putative. Gene Ontology annotation, molecular function: protein binding. Gene Ontology annotation, biological process: protein localization to cilium; intraciliary retrograde transport; non-motile cilium assembly. The record is from RefSeq and is a predicted model, not a curated record. The transcript has 13 exons. NCBI's taxonomy places the organism in Eukaryota, Ciliophora, Oligohymenophorea, Hymenostomatida. Gene Ontology annotation, cellular component: non-motile cilium; intraciliary transport particle A.
AUGUAGUGUCAAGAACUUUGGACAGAAAUUAUACCUAAACCAUCAGAUCCCAAUUCAAAUUUAACAAACCAAGUAUGGUGUACUUGUUUUAAUAAUGACGGUACAGUUGUAUUAGCAUGUGUAGGUGAUGCAAUUUUAGCUUAUGACGUGUAAUCUGGCGAAAUGUUAAAUAAACCAAUAAGAGGAGCACAAAAAGAAUAAAUAAAUUGUAUUAGAUUUUCAAAAGAUGGUAAAAGAUUUGCAACAGCAAGUAACGACAAAACUGUAUGGAUAUGGAAAUUCGAUAUUUAAUAAAAUCCUAAAAUUUCCGCCGAAGUGAAAUAUUCCCAUAAUGAUAAAGUCUAUUGUUUAUCUUUCAACCCUUUAACAUAACAAAUAUUUUCCGGCGGUAUAAACGACUACUCAGUAUGGACUCCAGAUCAAGCUAAUAUCGAAAAAGGUAAAUAUAAAGAUAAAAUAAUAACCUGUGCAUGGAGCGCGGAUGGUUUAUAUAUUGCGUUUGGUACUAUGUCUGGUUAAAUAUGUAUCAAAAACCGUUUAAUGGAAAUAAAAGCUGAAAUAAACCGAAGCGCACCAAUUUGGUGUAUGGAUUGGACUCCUGUAACUCCUGAUUUUUAAGACAGUAAUUUAUUAGUAGGUGUAUGGGAAGGAUGCUUAAGUUUUUAUAAUAUAUAGGGAUAAUAAUUAGGUAAUGAUAAAAAAUUGGGAUUUGAUCCACUAGAUAUAAACUUCAGUUCAUAAGGAGAAUUUUAUUUAGUUUCCGGAACAAAUAAAAAAAGCACACUUUAUACAAGAGAUGGGGGAUUCCUUAUUGAUGUAGUUUAGAAAAAUGACUGGGUUUGGAGUGGAAAAUUUAAACCGAUAGUUAAAUAAUUAGGAGGGGUUAACAAUGAUUAACUUUAUGUAAGUUUUUCCACUAAUGAUGGUGUUAUUGGAAUAUCGAAAAUCUAAUAGUUGACAGUACAUGGUUUAUAUAAAAAUAGAUACGCCUAUAGAGAUAAUUUAACUGACAUAGUAGUAUAAAAUAUGAGUGUUAAUUAAAAAAUAAGAAUAAAAUGUAAAGAACUAAUAAAAAACGUAAGUAUAUAUAAGGAAAAAUUAGCUGCUCAUUUAAGCGAAAGAAUUCUAGUUUACGUUUCUAAUUCAGAUGAUUCUUAACUUAAAUAUAAACUUUUAAAAAGAAUGGUAAAAAAAAUAGAUGCCUAAAUUAUGGAAGUACUCACUUCUCAUAUUUUAGUAGCUAUCAAAAAUAAACUUUAAAUUCUUUAAUUUUCAGGAGAUUUGGAAAGGGAAUGGAUUUUCGAUUCAACAAUUAGAUCAAUAAAAAUUCUUGGAGGAAUGUCAGGAAAAGAAGGGGCUAUAAUUGGACUGAAAAAUGGUUAAGUUUAUAAAAUUUUUAUAGAUAAUAGUUUCCCUAUUUAGGUUAUUAAUCUUAAUGUACCAAUCAGAAUGAUUGAUAUUUCAUAAAAAAAGAAAAAAAUUGCAAUCGUUGAUGAUAAUAACAAUUUAACUGUUUAUGAUGUUUUCUAGAAAGAAUAAAUUUAUUAAGAAAUGAAUGUUCUUUCUUGUGCAUUUAAUUAUGAUUUUGAUGAUAUGUUGACUUAUUCAGGGAAUGAUAUGACAUUUAUAAAAAGUUCUGGUCAUCCACCUUUAUCUUAAAGAAUGUCAGGAAAUGUAGUUGGAUUUAAAGGAAACAAAUUAUUUGUAUUAAAUGAAAAUGUAUUAAGUACUAUUGACAUAUCUAUGACUUAAACAAUGUUAAAAUAUUUAGAAAAAAAAGAUUUUUAAUAAGCUUAUGAAGUAGCUUUAUUAGGAGUUACAGACGCGGAUUUAUUACAUUUAGGAAAUGAGGCAUUAAUAGCCAGUUAAUUUAUGAUAGCUAAAAAAUGUUAUGUUAAAUUAAAAAAGCUUGACUUUGUAUAUUUACUCGAAAGGGCAGAAAGGGAUAAAAUAAAAAAUUAAUUUAACGAAAGUAUAUAUUAAGGGGAACUUUUUGCCUUAUAGCAGAAAUUCCAUGAGGCUGAAAAUGCAUUUGUAAAAGCCAACCAAAGAUAAAAAGCAAAAGAAAUGUAUAUUACUUUAAAAGAUUUCACAAAAGCAAAAAGAGUCGCGAAUUCUGAAGUUUUAACUCCCUAAUCUAGAUAAGGAUAAAGAUAAGGCUCACCCAAAAACGAUAAUGGGUUUGUGUAAGAAAAAAGCAAGGAAUUAAUUAAAUAAGAAGCGGAAUGGAAAUAAAAAACUGGAGAUUGGAAAGAAGCUGGUGAGUUAUUUAAGGAUUACUUGAUGUAUCAAGGAUAGCUGAUGUGGAGACUUAGAGAAAAGAAAUUGAAAUAUGUGUGGCAUAUUUUAAAACUUGAAAAAUGGGAAGAAGCAUUAGUUUUAGCAAAGUCAAACCCCGAAUUACUUGAAUUAGUAAAACUUCCUUACGCAAACUGGCUUUCCAGACAAGAUAGAUUCGAAGAAGCCUUAAAAGCAUAUCGAAAAAUCGGAUAAUCUGAAUAUUCGACAAAAAUGCUACAAAAAUUAUCACAAAACGCAGUUUACGAGAAACGAUUUACAGAUGCUACUUUAUAUUUUUGGAUGAUAUCCACUGAAUAUUUAAACUUAGUAAAAAAUGGAAAACAGCCUUCUUUAGAAGAUUAACAAAAUAUUAAAUUAUUUUAACAAUACAGAGAGUAUGCUUAAAUAUAUUUCGCUUAUUCUAAAAUCCAUUAAUUUGUAGAAGAACCAUUUUUACCACUAAGCGGUCAUUAAUAUAUGUUAAAUAUAUUCAACGCAGCCCGAUUUGCCAUAAAUAAAUUAGGAAAUCGAAGCUUAUAUGGAGUAAAGCAUUCAUAUUUAUAUUAUUCAUUAGGUAAAGUAAGUAAAUAACUUGAGGCAUACAAAACAGCACGUAUUUGUUAUGAAAAACUUGCAGGGUAUAAAAUCCCUUCAGAUUGGACUGAAGAAAUAGAACUUAGUAGUUUACUUGUAAGAUCAAAAGUAUAUAGCGAUGCUGAAAAUUUAUUGCCUAUUUGUAGUAGAUGUAUGAAUUAAAAUCCUGUACUUACUGAAGGGAAUAAAUGUUCUUCGUGUUUGCAUUCGUUUGUGAAUUGCUUUUUAUCUUUUGAGAAUUUACCAGUUGUUGAAUUUAAAGUUAAUUAAAAUAUUAAUCAUAAAAAAGUUAUAGAGUUAAUUAAUUCUGAUAAAUCUAAAAUUCCUAAAACUUAAAAAAAAAAAAAAGUUGAUGACGGAUGGUAAGAAAAUAAUUUAGGCGAUUAAUAAGUUCUUACUUUUAAUUAAUCCCCAAAUAAAAAUAAUGUUGAAAAUAGUGCAUUUAUUGAUAAAUUAUAAGAAAUAUUUGAAAUGUAAUAAACUACUUAAGAAUAUAUUCCCUUAUAAUUAGAUGAAUAAGUAUUGUGUACUUUAAAUAUGGAUGAAGUUUAUUGUGUUGAUUUUACUAGAUAUUGUUUGACUUAUGAUAUUACUUAUUAUAAAUCUAUGAAUAAUGAUGUUCUUUUGAAAGUAUGUAAUGAAUGUUGUAGCUUUUUUAUUUUAGAUGAAUAUGAAUUCGAAUUUAUUAAAAAUGGUAAAUGCUCUUUCUGUAGAAUUGCAGAUGAAAGAACUGGUGUUUAAAAAGAUAUUUUUGAUUUAUGA